AUGGGAACCAAUCAACCUUCUUCACCAUUAUCACACAAAUCUGAAUCAACAACAUCAUCAAUACAAUUGCGAACACUAACUUCAAUACCAACUGGUUAUAAUGCAAGGAUAGAAGAAGAGCAUCAUUCAAGCGAAGGAAAACCAUUUUCAACAUGGCCAAAAUUAAACUAUAAUAUUGAUAUAAAUAAUAUUGAUGACAAUGGCAAUAAUGAUUCAGAUAAAUAUUCAUUCGAUUCAUCAUCAUCCUCACAAGAUCAAAAGAUAAAGUCAUCUUCAAAUCAAUUAAAAAGAAGCAGUACUAUUGGAACAUUAAUAAAUAUGAAGAAAAACACAUUAUCUCACAAAAAAUCUUUAUCUCAUCAUAUUAAUUCUUCAUUAUCAAGGCGUAGUGAUACUAUACAUCAAGCGGCUCAGAGAUUUAGUACAAUGAUUUUAGGAACUAACAUGGAUGAAGAGAAUCGUCUGAUAGUUAUAGAUCCAGAUUCAAAAAAUCCUUUAAUUGAUCCAAGGACAAAAAAACCCUUUAUAACAAAUUUCAUUACAACUUCUCGUUAUAAUAUUUGCACUUUUCUGCCAAAACAACUUUAUGCUCAAUUCUCAAAAUUUGCUAAUUUUUAUUUUUUAUUUGUUGCUAUUCUACAAACAAUUCCUAAUUAUUCUCCAACCGGUCAAUUCACCACCAUAAUACCUUUAGCUGUUUUCAUCAUAAUUGCCAUGGCACAUGAAGGUUUUGAUGAUUAUCGUAGGCAUAAACAUGAUAACGUUGAAAAUAAUAAAGAGUUUGGUGAUUUUGUUUCUGUUAAAGCUCAAGAAUGGAUACCUGCUGAUAUAUUAUUAUUACAUUCUAAAAGUGAAAAUGGUAUUUGUUAUGUUGAGACUUCUGCAUUGGAUGGUGAAACUAAUUUAAAACAACGUCAAGCAUUAAAAGCUACUAAUUCUUUACUAUCUUCUCCUGAACCUUUGGCUAAUUUUAAAGCAAAGGUUAAAACUGAAAACCCAAACCAAGAUUUAUAUAAUUUUGAUGGUUCAAUUGAAUUACCUGAUGGUAGCACUCACCCAUUAACAAAUAAUCAAAUAUUAUUGCGUGGCACCAUUCUACGCAAUACCCCUGAAAUUUAUGGCGUUAUAAUAUUUACUGGAGAAGAAACAAAAUUACGCAUGAAUGCUUCAAAAAAUAUUCCUUGUACAAUUUCAUCUGUUCUAUGGGAUAAUGGUAUUGGAGGAAAUCUUUGGUACAUGGGUGAAACUCCUAAACAAAUUCAAGUUAUAUUAUUUGGUUUCAUAAUAUUAUAUAAUACAAUGAUUCCAAUUUCUUUAUAUGUUACAAUGGAAGUUACAAAAUUAGUUCAAGCUUAUUUAAUAAAUAAUGAUUUGGCAAUGUAUCAUGAAGAAAGUGAUACCCCAGCUGAAGCCAGAACCUCCACAAUCAAUGAAGAUUUGGGACAAGUUAGCUACUUAUUUUCAGAUAAAACUGGAACUUUAACUGAUAAUAUAAUGUUGUUUAGAAAAUUAAGUGUGGGCGGAAGAAGUUUUUUACAUGAUUUAGAUAUAAGGAAAAUUGAAGAAGAAGAAAUCUUAAAAAUGGCGAUGAAAAAAAAAUUUUCAAUUCGUAAUCAAAAGUCAAAAAAAAGAAUUUCUUUAGCUUCUAUUACUAGGCAUUUUAGAAAACAACAAGACCAACAAUCAAAUGAUUUUAUUGAUGCCAAUAAUAAUGAAAAUGGUGAGAUGGCACUUGAUGAUUUUGGAUCUGAUUGUAAUAGUAGUAAUAUUUCUUUACAAAGAACAGAUUCAAUGGCAGUAAUUAGUAAUAGUGUUAAACAUAAAAACUCUUUAAAACGUCAUGAUUCAAGACAUAGUGGAACCUUUUCAAUGAUUGCACCAGCAGUAACUGAACCAUCACCAUUUAAUGGUGAUGGUAACAAUAAUAAUACAGACAUGGAAAAUUCUUUUGAUGAAAAUAUAAGAUCAACAUUGGGCUUGUUAGCCAUUUUACAACAUCAACCAAACACAGCUUUUGGUAAAAAGGCAAAAUUUUUUUUAUUAGCAAUAGCACUAUGCCAUACUUGUGUUCCUGAAAUAGAUGAAGAAACAAAAGAUGUGUUCUAUCAAGCUUCAUCACCUGAUGAAUUUGCUUUAGUCACCGCUGCAAAAGAAUUAGGUUAUGUAGUGAUAGACCGUACAAUGUCAUCAGUUUCAUUAAGGAUAAACCAUGGUGACCCAAAUGGUUUAAAAUCAAUAAAUGAUGAACCUAAUAAUAAUAACAACAACACAUCUUCAACAAACACUUUUGAAACUUAUGAAAUAUUAAAUGUUGUAGAAUUUUCUAGUAAACGUAAAAGAAUGUCUAUUAUUUAUCGUUUACCAGAUGGCAGAAUAUGUUUAUUAUGUAAAGGUGCAGAUACUAUAAUUCUUGAACGCCUAAAAGAUCCAAGAAAUACAACAACUACUAUGCCAGUAUCAAAAGGUCACAAUCAUGCUAAAAUAAUAGAGAAAACUGAUAUCAUUGAUAAUACAAAUAUCUACAACAUCAACGCAAAUAUAAUAACAAUGACACCAACUUCAAUACACUCCAUGAACAAUUUUGCAACUUCUUCUGUUCCAGUCAUUCCAGAGGAUUCACCAAUUUCUAUAAACCAUCAUGACCAUCGUGAAGGAUCAUAUUGUUUUAAAACAACAGAUUCAGACUAUUCCAUUAUGGAUUCAUUUCCAAUACAAGAUGAAACCUGGCUGCAUAGUCAAACAAUGUAUCAUAUACAAGAUUUUGCUACUGAAGGUUUAAGGACUCUACUUUAUGGUCAUAGAUUUUUAGAGGAGGAAGAAUAUCAAUUAUGGAAUAAAUUGUAUCAAGAGGCCUCCACCUCAAUGAAAGAUCGUCAACAAAAAAUGGAAGAUGUGGCAGAACUUAUUGAGAAAGAUUUAGAGAUAACGGGUGCAACUGCCAUUGAAGAUAAAUUACAAAGUGGUGUGCCAGAAACAAUUGAUUUGUUGAGAAAAGCUAAUAUAAGAAUUUGGAUGUUGACAGGUGAUAAAAGAGAAACUGCUAUCAACAUUGGAUACUCGUGCUCUUUGAUAAAGGAUUAUUCUACCACAAUCAUCCUGGACUCGCAUGUUAAUCUCCAACAAUUACUAAAACAAGCAAUAAAAGAUAUACGGAAUCGUAAGGUGCUACAUCCUGUUGCCGUGGUUGAUGGUGAAACUUUAAUGAAGAUAGAGCAAGAUCCUGAAUUAAUUGAAAAUUUUGUUGAUUUGGGCAUAUUAUGUGAUGCGGUGAUUUGUUGUAGAGUCAGCCCCAGUCAAAAAGCACUAGUUGUACAUAGUAUACGACAAAAAUUAAAGCAUCAUGUUACAUUAGCAAUUGGAGAUGGUGCAAAUGAUAUUGCAAUGAUACAAGAAGCACAUGUUGGUAUUGGGAUAACAGGAAAAGAAGGUUUACAAGCAGCCAGGUCAAGUGAUUAUAGCAUAGCACAAUUUAGAUUCUUAAAAAAUUUGUUAUUAGUGCAUGGUAGAUGGUCUUAUAUUAGAAGUUCCAAAUUUGUGCUAGGUACAUUCUAUAAGUGUAUGUGUUUUUAUUUUACACAAGCAUUAUUUCAGUAUUACGUUGGAUUCUCAGGCACAUCACUUUACGAAUCAUGGACUUUGUCAUUUUACAAUACAUUGUUUUCAUCAUUACCUGUGUUAGUUAUUGGUGUUUUUGAAAAAGAUUUGAAUCAAGAGACAUUAUUGGGAUUUCCCCAAUUGUACACAAUUGGUCAACGUAAUGGUGCCUUUAAUCUUAAAUUGUUUUUUUCUUGGAUGUGUGGAGCUAUUUACAAUGCAUUUGUAAUAGUUUUGAUACCAUUCUUUUUACAUGGUCGUGAUGUAAGAGGGACUGGUUCACCUCAAUUAUAUGAAUUAGGUUUAAUAGUGUAUACAUGUGUGGUGUUCGUUGUGACCAUUAAGAUAGCAUAUUUAGAAUGUCAUAAUUGGACAAUAAUCACACACAUCACUUCAUUUAUAACGAUAUUUGGUUGGUUUUUAUAUCAGACAGUCUAUAGUUACAUUUAUCCCAAUAAUUUUCAUAGUACACCUUAUGAGGUCAAUGGAGUUUUUCGAAAAGUUAGUGUAAGAACUGAAUUUUGGACCACUGUAUUUUUAAUUAUUUUUUUUGCCAUUGUACCAAUUAUGGUUGUAAAAGUCUUUAAAUCCAUCAUACUGCCAACUGAUGUUGAUAUUUAUCAAGAAAUUGAAAAGGAUAAAAGAUUAUUGGAAAAAUUGAUGAAUGAAAAUGAAUCUAGUGAUGAUAAUAAUAAUGUUGGGGAAAUGGUUAAUGAUAAUAGUCAAAAAAAAACAAAAGACAUUUAA
Messenger RNA from Entrophospora candida, 4341 nucleotides. Lineage: Eukaryota; Fungi; Glomeromycota; Glomeromycetes; Entrophosporales; Entrophosporaceae. The record is from the annotation of a GenBank genome assembly.